Messenger RNA from Paramecium octaurelia, 699 nucleotides. The record is from the annotation of a GenBank genome assembly. Lineage: Eukaryota; Ciliophora; Oligohymenophorea; Peniculida; Parameciidae.
AUGGCUUCAAACUUGUUUCAAUAGAAUGAUAUUAACUUCAAUAAAAAAGUGGAUGAAUUUAACAACCUCUAUAAACAAUACUCGAUGACUCAGAGUAAACAACUCACUUUAGAGAAGAUGAAACUUAUUCAUGUUUAGGCCGAAUAACAAGUAAUCGAUAUAAUCAUUGUCUUAAAUAGUUCAAAUUCAUGGAAAUUGAAUACAGUUCCUUUAACGAGUAGAAUAAACAGGAAUUUGCAUAAAAGUUUAAAUAAGAUAAGAUGCUUUACACAGAAUGCCAAAAGAAGUUGAGAGAUUUACAAUUAGAUAUCGAUAAACAACCUCAAUCCCACUUUAGCAAAGUUGUUACGAAAACACAACCCUCUUAGAUCAGUGGCUUGAAUUCCGAUUUGCACACAUAAGUUAAGCAAUUGAAUCAUCUGGACUCAAGAUUACUUGAAGCUGAAGACACUUAAAUAAGCAUUCUUGAUAAUCUUCGUAGUUAGAAGGAGAAACUACUAAGAGCCAUUGAAGAUGUAAUAAUAUCGUUACUAAUUUAGACCAAAGAGAUCUAGAGUGGAGUGAAAAUGACUUAGAGACAUGCGACUAUGAUUAAGAAUAGGGAAUCAUACAACAAAGGGAUAUUGAUGACUUUGGUUUGCAUAUUAACAAUUGGAAAUAUUCUUAUUAUAUACUAUAAAUUUGUCAAUUGAAACACAC